CGCCCACGAGGGGGAGGAGCCUAUGGAGGACGACAGCGCGGAGUGGGAGGAGCCUCAGGAGGUGGAAAUGGGCGGAGCUUUCCCCGGAUUGGCCGAGGCGGCGCUGGGGGCGCUGGGGGAGCUGGCGGAGAACUGCGGCUCCGCCCUCCUGCCCUACCUGGACUCCUCCCUCUCCGCCAUCUUGGAUCUGACCCAGUUCCCGCUGUGCCAGCUCAGAGCCGCCGCCUACGAGGCCCUGGGGAGCGUCUGCUGCUGCGGGAGGGAGCGCCAGACUGCCCCCUCCCCCGUCCACCAGGGGGCGCUCCAGGCCCUCCUGAAGGGGCUCCGGACGGACCCGGAAGUGGGCGGGGCCUUGGGGGCGGUGGGCGGGGUCGGGCGGAUCCUGCAGCCCCCAGGCCACGCCCACAAGGAGUGGCUGGAGCCCAUUGGACGAGCCCUGUGUGACGUCAUCGCCGGGGAGAUCGCCUGUCUGAGAUCGCGGGGGGACGGCGACGAGGACGAGGUGGGGGAGGGGCUCCCAGUUCAAACCAGUUCAGCCCGGUUCGAUCCCAGUCCCCCCCAGUGCGAUCCCAGUUCGAUCCCAGUUCGAUCCCAGUUCGGUCCCAGUUCGAUCCCAGUCCCUCCCAAUCUCAGCCAAUCGCUGCUCGCGCUGCUCCGCCAGGUGGGCGGGGCCGACCCUCAGCGCUUCCGGGAGGGCGUGGCCUCCCUGGACCCCGCCCACGCCGCCAUCUUGUGCCGGAUGUUGGACGACGUCAUCAGCAGCCAAUAA
Messenger RNA from Pyrgilauda ruficollis (rufous-necked snowfinch), 769 nucleotides. Its product is annotated as importin-4-like. The record is from RefSeq and is a predicted model, not a curated record. The coding region runs from base 23 to 769 and encodes 248 amino acids. The transcript has 7 exons. Lineage: Eukaryota; Metazoa; Chordata; Aves; Passeriformes; Passeridae.